Hyposmocoma kahamanoa is the source of this 6831-nucleotide messenger RNA. It is a transcript of the gene Gp210, whose product is annotated as nuclear pore membrane glycoprotein 210. NCBI's taxonomy places the organism in Eukaryota, Metazoa, Arthropoda, Insecta, Lepidoptera, Cosmopterigidae. The record is from RefSeq and is a predicted model, not a curated record. The transcript has 28 exons. Gene Ontology annotation, cellular component: nuclear pore. Bases 311 to 5080 code for a protein of 1589 amino acids.
UCAGUUAUGUUUAAGUGCUAAAAUUAACACUCCAAGGGUGUUGCUUCCUUGGUUUCCAAAUUUAAAUGUGAAUUUUACGUUUGAAAUUAUUGAAGGGGGUUGUUAUACUUGGAGUUUAUCUCGCGAUGACAUCAUUGAUUUAGAGCCUCUGUACGAGGAUAGCUGGGCGCAUUGCUCACGUGCUGCACGGGUUUCAGUGGCCAAAUCGUGCGUGCCACCAGGCUCUGUAAUCAUCUUAGCCGAAGAAGUUAACACCGGCGAGAUCCUACGUGGAGAUGUAAACAUAGAUAAAAUUAGUUCGCUGAAGGUGAUGAGUACAACAUGGAAGCUGUACUUGGAAGAAGCACCUGAGGCUUUUGAGGUUGUUGCUUAUGAUGAUGACGGCAACACAUUCUCAACCUUAGAAGGUGUGAGUUUUAUAUGGAACAUUGACAAUCUCGUUGACGGCGACGAUCCACUUGUUACUUUGGUCAGAUGGCGCGAUACAGACUACGAACCACCUCAAGGAGUGACGGAACUGGAAGCAGUAGGCCUUCGUUCCUACACAGUACUUCUAUAUGGCCAGGGAAUGGGUGAAUGUCGCGUGACUGUAUGCCUUCCGGACUCUGAAAUUUGUACUGAUUUCAGUUUACAUGUGGUUGCCAGUGUUGUGUUAACACCUGCUAUGGCCACUAUAGCGCCAGGAGAUACUUUGCGGUACAAAAUAGUGCGAGCGCGCGCCGGCAGAUUAACUAUUCAAGACAUAUCAGAAACACUGUAUUACAUGAGGGUGCCGGAAACCUCGGUGGCUUUCUUAGAAGACUCAGUAAGUCUUGUCACGGGUACAGAGAUCGGCACCACGAACGUACUACUCAUGUCUGGAAUGACUGAAGUAGCGUCAGCGACCUUAAUUGUAGCCGAACCUCAUUCUAUAAAGGUUAAGCUACGACCUGCAGAACUACUUAUUCGAGGGGAGCCUUUUUUGAUACAUGCAAUAGUGCUGGAUAAAGAUGGCCAUGCGCUUACUGCUGGUGAUAAAGUGUUGAUACGUCUCACGGCAGAAGGUGAAGCUAACGUAGAUUUGUUGUCGUCAACGGAGAAUGGAACAUUGACUGAUGCAGUUGCACGGAAAGCUGGGCCUUUGACAAUUACUGCGAAGUUAUAUUCUAUUGCUGGAAAAGUUUUGAACCGUAAGGUGGAAGGGCAAGUGUCAGCAAUAGCAAUAGAUCCAUUGGAAGUUGUGCCACCAGAACUUUAUAUAGCUUGGACUGACAGCAUUCAGGAAAUAACCUUACGACAUCGCGGCGGUGUACCCGUAAUAUGGACGGAGACAGAGCCUACUGCGUCAUACAACGCUCUCACGCUCGCACCCACGGGCGUGGUCACAGUGCGUGGAACGGGCAAUAUCGGCGUACGCGUUCAGUUGGAAAAGUACCAUCACGUUACUGCUUUUGGAAGAGUGCUAUCAGCUCCACCAGAAUUAGUUCAAGUGUCAAGCACGGGCCACGCUCGAGUGGGUCGACCACAUCAACUGCAUAUAGCUCUCACUGCUACUCACCCUGUCACUGGUGAACUAUACAACUUUAACAUAUGCAACUGUGGAACAUUUGCCGUAUCUUUGCUGGAGGGACCUGAACCUCAUAACGUAACUGCUGCGCACUGGAUACCACCAAUUGAUGGCGCGUGCUGCGUACUAGAAUGCACGUGGCCGAUGCGCGGCGUGUCCACGCUGCGAGUGUCGCGCGGGCGCAUGGGCGACACUCACCGCGUGGCCGUGCGCGCUGCGCCCACGCUGCUGUGGCCGAGGAACGCCGCGGCGCUCGUCGGGGCUACCUUGCCGGUGAUAUCGGAAGGAGAAGCGCUAACGGGUACUUCAAGCGAACCACGUGUGGCUGACAUUGUCAUUCGUGAUGGCCCACCACCGCAUCGGUACCCUGAUGCCCAAUUGUUCACACUAAAAUGCCGCAAGAAAGGCGAUUCCCGCCUCGAAUUGGUAUCUCACACAGAAGACGAGACUGAGUCAGUGGACUUUGAAAUUGCUUGCGCACCUCACGUGUCCAGAAUAAGAUUGGAACCAUCUGAAACUCCUGGAAAUUGCUCUGAAGGACCCAAAGUAUGGCUCCGCCCUGGUCACGAAGUGACAGUCAAAGUGGCUCUACUAGAUGCGAUUGGCAGAGAAUUACUCGACGAGCGUGGGCCCAAAGUCACUUGGGACGUAAAGCCUCAUCAUAUUGGCAUUGAUUAUAAAGCUAUUGACAGGUUACUUGUUGAAAGUCAUCCGGACUAUGACCCUGUACCUGUGCCUUUUAAGUAUUACCAGAUUGUCAUGGCAAGUGAACAAGCGAUCGGAUGGAGUGGAGCGUUGAUAGCCAGUAUACCUGAUGCGACAGCUAGCAUUCAAGCUAAAGUAGUCGCCCCACUACGCGUUGAACCUUUGAAGGUAAACAUAGCUUGGGAAGCUGAAACAGCGUCAAACAUCGCGACAGUGACGGGCGGAAGUGGUCGUUACAGCGUAGAGACACCGGCGGGCGUAAGUGGUUUUGUCCAAGAUGGCUCGUUGGGCAUGAGCGUACCCGCGCCUGGUAAUUACGACCUUAUCAUCACGGACUUAUGCGUGAGCGAACGGCAAUUGAUUGAGGUAACCAUAGAAGAAGUGUUAAGUGUAGAAGUAUCGACUUCUCGCGCAGUUUGCGUCGGUAGUUGCGUGCCUAUUAUAGCGCUAGUCAAAGGUGUAUCGCAUAGAUAUUUGACUGCUACCCGGUCGCCUGAAUGGCGUGUGUCAGGGAACGUCAAUAUCAAGGAGGGUACUAUUUGCGGAUUGAAAGAAGGUUCCGGACGAGUUCGCGCUUCUCUUGGUGGUGUUUGGAGCCCUGAAGUUGAAAUAUUGGUGUUCCCACCUUUAAAAAUAAUCCCGGAAAAAGCACGUCUCCCGCCAGGAGCGCGCUUGCAGCUGAGACACCAGGGAGGCCCCCCAUCGCACCUCGCUUCUCUUCAGUACAAAGCUGUAUCAGGAGUUAACUAUGUUGAGGUCUCAUCAAUAGGAUCUGUCCACGGUGUAUCAUUAGGAAAGUCGGGAAUCAAGCUUGUGGCUACAGACGUUGCAAAUGUUGAGAUGGCUAGUGCACUGUCUGAAGUCGAGGUAGUACCAAUAUCAGGGCUUCGCGUUCGCGCUGCUACUCAAACGUUGCUAGUGGGCAACCCUAGUCCAGUAUGGAUAGAAGCCAUAGGGCUUACAGCGGCGUCAUUGGGGUCUCUUUCACCAGUACCUAGAGUCACAUUUAGCGUGCGAGAUCCAGCCUCUGCUAGACUAUAUACUUCACAUGUUGACGAUAUGUUGGAACGAUCGGUAGCCGAAGGUCUGUCUGUGAGAGUGGUACCGUUGAAAGCGGGUCUUAUUACGAUCGACGUUAGAGUACGCAACAUGGGACAGGUGGCAGAAACGCGUUCUUGGGACAGCACAAUAGAGAUCUUAGCCAUAUCAGACAUCCGAACUUCAAUAGAAGGAUUAACCAAAGAACUUUCUACCAGCGAUCGUAUAGCUAUUACUCCUGGCUCUGUUAUACGACUGAAAACUCUGCCUAGAAGUAACUGGAAGGCUUAUACGGACGGAGUCUUUGAAUUGACUACUAAUGGUGAAAUAAAGGCGUUGACCCCGGGUUAUGGUGUUAUCGUAGCACAACAUAACGAUGAGAGGAACAACGUUUAUAGAGAAUCUGUCAUCCACGUAGAAGUAGCAACACCGCAUUACUGUACAGCCGAGCCAAGCGGUGAAGAGGGCGAGACGGCCGUCCGACUAGUGAUGCGAAACAACGUCGGUAGGGAGUUACUCGCGCCUGAUGCAAAUGUGUCUGUUAUAUCGCCUAUUCCUGCUCAUGUUCGACGUGCUACUAACAGCGCUUUCGGCAACGAAAUUUUACUCGCCGAUUUGGACUCGACUGGCGCGUUCAUGGUUUUCCAAGGCGUUGCUAGUGGCGUGACUGUUGGCGAUGAAGUAUGGGUCACUGGUACGGAUAUGCGCUCUGAUAGAGUUGUUGCUAUUGGCGGUUGGGCGAUAUGUCUCGAAGGCGUGGGUUGGCGAGCUCCUCCCGGCGUAACUCUUCACCAAGGCAGCGGUGUCACUUUAGCUGUACUCAGCCGUGAUGUGUCCGCUAAGCAUGUAUUGCGCAUGGACCGCAGUACCAACAUUUAUACUGUGCAUCAAAUUCCCAUACAAAAGUUUGAGUUCGUUCCCGGUGAAUGGCCAUCGGCAAUGGUGCCUCUCUCCAUCGAGUCAUCCGGUUUAAUAUCUGGGCCCCUACUAUGCGUCGAAGACCAAAAAUACGCGUUAGAAGGCGUGCAAGUCGAACUUCCGUUUAAAUGUCGAACGAAACCGCCGCAUACGGCCCAGGCAGUUUUGGAUAUUGCAAGUGGUCAGCUCGGCUGUUCAAUAAUCCCAACAUCACCAAUAACAGAAGCUUCCGAAGUAGAACUAUGCGCGGAAUGGGAUGUCUACCGUACAUGUACACGAGUAUUAGUCUUACCACCCAUAAAAGUCUCUUCAAACACGCUGUCACUAGGAGAAGCUAACCCAAUUUUCAGUAUAACCGGACAUCCUUUAGCCUUGAAAAGCAUACGUUAUGCUGUAUCACCCGGACUGAAGAUCGAACCUAACGUAAAGGAGAACGAAAUAAAUGUAUUAGUGAAGGCUGAAGUUGUCGCAUGUGGUAUUGGCUGGGUGAUAGUAAAAUCGAAGUUGACUGCACAGGAUGUAAGGGUGGAAGUGGACAGAGAAUGUGACAUGACAUGCGGAACGUUGCUGGGAGCUGUGAUUUCGCUUAUGAUGCCUUACCUUACGACUCUCGUGUCCAUCGCCGCGGUCGCUGCGGGAUUAUUAUUUUUACAAACAAAAAUGCAACAAAAGUCCAACAUCACACUUAACAAAGAGCCGCCUCCGUCAGUUUUACCUCCUGAGUCAACCCCGCCCCUCAACCGUUCACGUACGUGGGCCCGCAGUCCAUACGCAUCAUCCGGCCCCUCAGUGCCCGUAUACGGCGAUGCUAGUGUCCUACCAGAUAACAGUUUCUCGCCUAAUUCAACACGGAUGCAUUCAAGGUUUCUAUAGCAGUGAUAAUCUCAUUUUACUCAUCUAAGUAAGUGUUUUAGUGUUAUUUGAACUUUUUUGUGUUUUUAACCCUCACUGGGCUUUAUAAUUUGUAGAUGUAAGAAUAGGACCAUUCGCAAGUUAUCGUAGUAUUUAAAAUGAGUUACGCGUACACUGAGCCACAGACUAAGCUAUAUAUACCAUCGCUUGUUUUAAAUAUGAAUUAGAACGCUAUGAAAAUGAUGUAAAGAAAAGUUGUCAAGAAAGAAUUUUGACAUAUUGUGUAUCUUUAGAUGUGACUCGAGUGUACAGGAAGUAUUUUUUCCGAUUCUUAAAAACUUAUGGUGAUCCGUAUCCGUAGAACGAAAACAGAACAAUUUUAUUCAAAGUAUUGUAUUACACUUUAUAUAUACGUGCCGAAAUAUUUGUGUCCAUGUAAAAUAUCCGUAUGAAACUUGGAUAAACGCCCUACAUUCACUUACAUAUUUAGCUUAGAGGUCACAGUUGUGAUUAGUAUGUAUUUUUAAAUAGUUAUGAUAUUGCAUGACGCUGUUUUGCACUACCAAGCAUUUAUGUACCAAAAAUUUUGUUCAAAUUGAUAGUAUUAAAAUGCAGCGUUGUGUGAUAUCGUGUCAAAGAUCCUAUCAAUAAAUUACGUCACGUAAACGCGGGCUUUGGACCCUUCUCUCUUUCAUGUCACAUUCGACCUAGUCACACUUGCCACUACCUCUGGGCACUGUAUUACAUUUCUGUACCCCAUAUGAAAGUGACGUAUUUUUUGAAAGGUCCUUAAAUCAGGGUCGAAUUUCCAACGUAACUUUCCUGCACUGUUAAGGAGUUCACUGUAUCAAGCGAGUGCAUAUGGUCCUAGUUUCUCAUCUUUUAUAUUUAAAUACCUUUUGCAACUAAUUAUGUACAGGCAGGACACGUAAAACAAGCAUUGUAGAAAAUUUUGUCUUAAGUCAUUUAUUGGUAUUAUAGCGUUAAAAUUUAUAGUUUAAAAAGUUGACUACGUAAUUAACCACAACUCCACAUACUAUAUAAGUUUAAAGCUGUAGGGAAACAAAAACUUAAUACAUAAUGUUAUUAAAUAAUUUUCGGUUACUUGGAUGACAAAAAUCUCGGAUCAGGUCUUUUCUACUCAUGUUAUUUUUUAAAUGUUUUAUUCAUUACUCUCAGGAGAAUCAGCCCGAUAAAUCAUUAGUCUAGUAGGCAAUGUUUAAUACAUUUGACCAGUUACCUAACCAAUCAAGUUCUUAAGGUAGUACAGUCGAUGCCCUAAGAUACCAGACCCCCUAGUGGACCUUUUUCUUCUGAGACCCUUCUUACGUAUUCAAUACAUAAGUAUAAAGGAAUCCCAAUUUUUGUUUAAAAUUUGUAUUUGUGUAACGUAAUUAAAGAUCAAAUCAGUUUAAAAAGUUUCUUAAAACGUCAUUCACUAAUGAUCCAAGAAGGAAGUCAUAUCAAAAUAAUUUUAGAGAUUAAGUUUAUUUAACAUUUUUUUUCGCACUGAUCCAUUCAGAACUAACGAAACGUUUAAACGAAAAGUACUUAAAAAACACUUUUCAAUUUAAGCGAAAGCGUUGGUCAGUUCAAUACUCAACAAUUACAACGUGCUUAUGUUUUCAGUCCCGACAUCUGUUUCCUAACCAAAUUAAUUCAUCAAUGUUAAUAAUUUUAAAAAUGAAAAUAAAACUCAAGUUUUACAAAUAAACUUACUUAUCUUUAAACCUUCAGUGGUUGCUCUUACUUUUCGUUAUCAAUAAAACAUU